UCCAUGCGACUUCGAGCCGUGGUCGGCAUGCCUCGAGAACUUGGCUCAUGUGGGGAGACGGGUGGGUCACGUGGAUGUCUUCUACUUUUGUGAAAAUUUCCGGAAAGGGUCUCAAUAGGGAUGUAAUUGCAAUACAGCUGGUGAAAGAUAAUGAGAAGAUUCCCAUGUUGAUUAUUGUGUUCGAUACCAUCGUUGGGUGUUAAGGUACCAAUUGUGGAUUUGAUCAAGAGAAUUACAGGGAAAUACUCAUCGUUUCAUUGUUUCCGAUCUCAUCUUUGCCCCCUUUUCCUGUAUAUGCCCAAGAGGAAACUUUAAAGUUACAGUAAUUUGUAACUUCCGGCCGGGAGACCAAAACGAUUUCCGACCACGUUCGCUCUCCCGAUUGCAUUUUGGAUCUCUCUUCCUCCUCCCUGACUUCCUAGACUGCCUUUGUUACGACUUCACAUAGGACCGGUCCUGCCCUUCCCGUCUCACAAUGAGUGCCAGCAAGGCGCAGUCUCAAAAAAUCUUUGAGAAACUCAAAUUAAAGCCCGCAAACAAGAUAUGUUUUGAUUGCGGCUCGAAGAAUCCGACAUGGUCAUCGGUGCCAUUCGGUAUCUACCUCUGUCUCGACUGUUCGGCCAACCACCGUAACCUGGGUGUCCACAUCUCCUUCGUUCGCUCCACAAACCUCGACCAAUGGCAAUGGGAGCAACUUCGACUUAUGAAGGUUGGUGGAAAUGAGUCCGCCACCAAGUAUUUCCAAUCGCACGGAGGCUCCGCCGCCCUGGCCAGUAAGGACGUGAAGGGCAAGUAUACCUCCAACGCUGCCGUGAAGUACAAGGAAGAGUUGAAGAAGCGGGCUGCGCAGGACGCUCAGCAAUACCCUGGUGAAGUUGAGAUCACAGACGUUCCCGCUGGCACUUCGUCGAACGGUUCCAGCACCCCUGCUGGUGAUGCUGAGGAUGAUUUCUUUUCCUCCUGGGAUAAGCCCUCGAUCAAGCGCCCAAGUAACCCCCCGUCACGCACAGGCACUCCCCCAGUCGUCAGUCGCAAUGCGUCUCCGUUCCUGAACGCUGGCGCAAACGGAAACGGCUCGCGCUCCAAGUCUCCUCUUUCGGGCUCCGACAAGGAAAGUUCCCCUGCCCCGGCUGCUAUCAGGGCUAGCGCUACUGCCCGGAAGACUACGACGACUAGCACUGCAAAGAAAGGCAGUGUGCUGGGUGCUAAGAAGGCGCCAAAGCUGGGAGCGAAGAAGAUUGGUGGAGCUGAGCUCAUCGAUUUCGACGAGGCAGAGAGGAAAGCUAAGGAAGAAGCCGAGCGCAUUGAGAAGCUUGGAUAUGAUCCCGAGGCUGAACAGGCCGAGGCCGACGCCAAGGCCAAGAGCACGAUUACAGGAGCUACACCUAUUGCUGCCCCUACGCCGAUUAGCCCCAGCAGGGCUAGGAACUCCCACGAACGCAAUUCCAGCGAUGUAGAGCGCUUGGGAAUGGGUAUGGGUAGGCUAGGAUUCGGCCAGACCGUUAGUUCCAAGCCUGCUGCGCCGAAGAAGCUAGGCUUUGGCUCUGUUGGCCCUACCCGCACAGCUGCCGAUGAGGAGGAACUCACCCAGACCAAGUCUAGAUUUGGUGCCCAGAAAGGUAUCUCGUCCGAUGAGUUCUUCGGCCGUGAAAGAUUUGAUCCCGCGGCACAGGCGGAGGCCAAGGAGCGCCUCAGACAAUUCGACGGUGCCACCUCUAUUUCUAGCAACUCUUACUUUGGCCGACCUGAAGACGAUCUCCCUGCUGGAGACGAUACAUACGGAGACCUAGAAAACGCGGCAAAGGACUUUGUCCGUCGAUUUGGCAUGACCGCAGGAGACGACCUCGAGAAUCUUACGCAGCUCGUCGGAGACGGUGCAGUCAAACUGCAAGGCGCUAUACGCAACUAUCUGAACAGCUAAAUUUGUGCGCUCAUCGCCCUAAAUCGAUCCAUACCGCGGCAAUAUUUCUCAAUCUUCGCCUUCGAACACCACUACUUUGCCAUGAUUAGCCAGUACCAUUGUCUAUUCACCCAGGUGGCGUUUUCAUCUCCCUGUCCCUUUAGAAAGAUAUCCUUAUGAACGGAACAAUGACCCACGUGAACUUCUGCGGACUAGAAGCUGUGUCUUAGCCUCGCUGGGAAAACGUUCGGCUUGUGCCCCCAUCCUAUAGUUCGACUGACUAGGCCGGCUUUGCUCUUGUUAAUUGUUUUUGAUUCUGAGUUAGUUGAAAAUUGUUUAAAUUGGCAUCUUCAUUGAAUAGUCACUGUGAUUUGCUAUGAUUCCUGUAUAUCCUUUUCUCAUAGGUAGUGUGCAAGGCGUUUUUUUUCCUUAAUUAAAACAAAAUAAUUCAUGCCAUAGAAUGGGC
Aspergillus alliaceus is the source of this 2366-nucleotide messenger RNA. RefSeq names its product ADP-ribosylation factor GTPase-activating protein. The record is from RefSeq and is a predicted model, not a curated record. Gene Ontology annotation, biological process: COPI coating of Golgi vesicle. Lineage: Eukaryota; Fungi; Ascomycota; Eurotiomycetes; Eurotiales; Aspergillaceae. Gene Ontology annotation, molecular function: GTPase activator activity. The transcript has 6 exons. The coding region runs from base 476 to 1921 and encodes 481 amino acids.